Molecule: messenger RNA, 3980 nt
Organism: Zophobas morio
Lineage: Eukaryota; Metazoa; Arthropoda; Insecta; Coleoptera; Tenebrionidae
Product: 5'-AMP-activated protein kinase subunit gamma-2-like
Exons: 13
Coding region: 358-3123 (921 amino acids)
Biological process (GO): regulation of catalytic activity; protein phosphorylation
Cellular component (GO): nucleotide-activated protein kinase complex; cytoplasm; nucleus
Molecular function (GO): AMP binding; protein kinase regulator activity; protein kinase binding
Source: RefSeq, a predicted model, not a curated record
CCACACCACUCGGUUUACUCGUUAUUUCUGUUAGUCACCGGUCUGCCUUAUGAGCGCGAACUGCAUUUGUGCAUGGCGAAAUGGUGUUUUGCACGUGUUUUUGCCGCCGCAGCCGCCAGAUAGUGCGUUUUUUGCAGUCUCGUUUUCCGCUAAAAUAAACAAAGUGCUUUAUUGAGUGGCUUUUGGAUGUACUUGGUUGUUUUAUGCCGUACGGUUUUUUAGUGUUGUGCUUUGGUCGAAUUUUUUGUGUGCGUGGAGGCGGUUUUUCGUUUUUCUCUCCCCACGAAUUUUUCGCUGAAUUCAUGGUUUGGAAAACUUAUUUCGCUCUCGUCGGAUUCGCUACUUAUUGCCAGUAAGAUGGACUCUGAUGUCUCUCUGCAAUCGAAGUCUACAAUCAACGAUAAAGUGACUUUGGAUCCCGUUCAUCACCUUCUGACUUCUACUAUGCCUUCAAAAAGUGGAUCAUCUUCGACGAUUUCCCUUUCUGACGAUAGCGAUAUAGAACCCGACGAGCUCGUAUCGACAAUCAAUCACAACACGGAAUCUACAAUAGCCGCCUUGAAAGAUAUCACUGGCGAGGACAGGGAUUUCGGGAGUUCGUUAUUUUUAAGGCGCUAUUUCCAAAACCACAGCAACAGCUUGCCGUCCAGGGUAGCAGCCUCAGCCCGUAGACUGUCUCAGUGCCGCGAAGAAGACGAAGACGAAGAGAAAAAAGACUUGAAAGACCAAGUGCCUUCUAGCAGCAACAUGUCGACAAUUUCCGGUAGUGAUAAGAGCCUCUCGGAAUCUUCUAGUGGUUCUAAAACGUCUGUGAUCGAUACUGUUAGUGGACCCACCCAUAAAUUUGUGAUUACAAAGACCAAGCAGCCUUCGGAAGCUGCGAAAAUUUUUGCUAAUAGACAACAAUAUAGACAAGCUAACACCGUGCACGGGAUACCUCCGCAGGACUCUAAAAGGCCUUCGGUUUACAAUCUGUUCAAAGCACCAUUCCCGACACCUCAUUAUGAUACUAGAUUUUUCGAUUCGUCGCUCAUCGAAAUGAAGAGUCAGAAUUCCAGUAGCUCCACGAUCGAUUGUAGCGGUAGUGCCGAAGACAUUUGGGUGAAGAGAUCGGUGACGGAUUUGAAGAAGGAACUCGGCUCACAGCCCCUCCCAACCAUCACCAGUGACGAUGUCGACACCCAGUCGAUGCCCCGGCCCCGCUCGGGAACGUGGGGAUCCAAAUCGGACAGCAAGCAGAAGAGCAAAGACGUCGCCAAGCCCAAGUCGAAAGAGGGUAAGAGCAAGCAGCCCAAGGAACCCAAGGGCGAGGGAAAGAAGGAGAAGAAGAAGGACAAACAUUCGGGAAGUCGGAGCGGAUCUGCGUCCAGGUCCAACUCCGCGGAGAGGCGGAAGUCGGGAGAGGAUGUGCAGAGCCCCAAGAAGGCGGGGAUGUUGGAUGCUUUCAGAACUCGGUCGAACUCGGACGCUAGUAAGAAGAAGGGAAGCGCGUUUAUGGCGUCAAUGAAGAGCGCGAUGUUGCAUACGGGUUUGAUGCAUACUCGUCCUAAAGCACCACGCGAUGGAUCUGCCCAUCCCGUCCGAGAUGGUAGUUCUCAUACCCAGUAUUACCAUACUGUUACCGCAGCCUCUUCAAACAGAAGCCCCAUGACGAAGGUUAUGGAUAUAUUCCGAAAUAGGUCGCAUGCUAGCGUACCUCCAGAAGACCGGCGCAAGAAGGCUGCCCAACAACUAGCUGGAGCACAUUUGAGGCAGAGAUCUCUAGAUACCGAAAGGCGGCGGCAGUCCCUAGGCACUAUCAUUCCUCACAGAGCAUCAGACGCUUUUCUCGAUCCUUAUCACGCCGCUAUACUUUUUAGGGAUGCACGAGGGUUACCAGUUGUCGAUCCGUUCCUAGAAAAAGUCAAUAUUUCGGAUUUAGAAGAGGAUGAAUCUCAAAUAUUCGUCAAAUUCUUCAAGUUCCACAAGUGCUAUGAUCUCAUUCCGACUUCUGCCAAGUUGGUCGUCUUCGACACGCAGCUGCUGGUCAAGAAGGCCUUUUUCGCCUUGGUCUACAAUGGAGUUCGAGCAGCACCGUUGUGGGACAGCAGCAGGCAAGAAUUCGUCGGCAUGCUGACCAUAACCGACUUCAUUAAAAUCCUGCGGAUGUACUACAAAUCUCCAACAGUUGCCAUGGACGAACUCGAGGAACAUAAGCUGGAUACUUGGCGACAUGUCCUAAAAGACCAGCGUCCUUUGAUCUACAUCAAUCCGGACGCCUCCCUGUAUGACGCCAUCAGGACCUUAAUCCACAACAGGAUUCACAGGUUACCCGUAAUCGAUCCGGAAACGGGAAACGUCCUCUACAUUCUCACCCACAAGAGAAUACUGCGAUUUUUGUUCUUAUACAUUAACGAACUUCCUAAACCUAGUUACAUGAACAAAACAUUACGAGAAGUUAGGAUCGGUAGUUACGAGAAUAUUGAAACUGCGGCCGAGGACACGUCUAUAAUUUUAGCGUUGAAGAAGUUCGUCGAGAGGCGGGUUUCAGCUUUGCCCAUUGUAGAUAACGAAGGUCGGCUCGUUGAUAUUUACGCUAAAUUUGACGUUAUUAAUUUAGCUGCUGAAAAGACUUAUAAUGAUCUAGACGUGUCGCUGAAGAAAGCUAAUGAACACAGGAACGAGUGGUUCGAGGGUGUACACAAGUGCAAGCUCGAUGAAACGCUGUUUACAAUUAUGGACAAGAUCGUGAAAGCUGAGGUGCAUAGGCUAGUGGUAGUUGACGACGACGACAAAGUCAUAGGAAUAAUAUCCUUAUCCGAUCUUCUCCUUUACCUAGUGUUGCGGCCCUGCGGCGAGGACGGUUCUCCUGACGGCAUGAUAUCGGUCAGGGCACAGGAUAUAAAAUUGCACGAGAGCAUUUCUCAGUCGGAGAGGACGUCCUCGACAGAAGAAGUAUCCCAAACAAUUCCCGAAGAAGAGGAAGACCCAACCAUAGAGAAAAAUACUCAAGAGGAAAAGUCCGAAAAUCACAAAGAAGAUUCAGAUACAAGUCUGCCUGAUUCGCCCGUUCUUGAGAACAAAGCACUACCCACUGAAAACAACAUAUUCAGAGAGGUGACGGUGACGGGCGGCGGCGAAUAGCACUUUUGAGUUUGCUGAUUUUAACUUUUGGGUGAUUAGUAAUUAAGAUGUGACGGUUCAUGUUAAUUUUGAGCCGGUCCUGGAUUGUUUCUUUGCUAUCUGGACGUUGUUCAUUUGUUGGAAGUGGGGGCAAAUGGAUGAUGUCGAUACAUUGUGAUUGUCUGUCCUGACUAUAAGGGACUGUAAUAUUUUUAAAGAAUUGUACUUAAUAAGUUAUAUACCAAAGACUGCUUACGUCAUGAAGAGUGACGGUGAAAAGAAACAAUUCAGUUAAUUAACUAACUCAUGGUGUGCUUUAUUUAUUUGUAUAAUAUACUUUUUUUGUCAGAUAGUGUUGUAUACAGAAACAACAGGUUAACAUGUUAUUGUUAAAAUUAAUAUAAAAUAUAAUAGUGUAAAACUGUUCAGUUUAGCUUUGUAAUUGUGCCACUUUGAUGACAUUGAAGGUGGAAUAUGGGAAGAUUUAUACUUAAUAUUUAAUAAAAAGCCUUACAAUUUGUACAAUAGAAGGAUUACAUUUUUAAUGUUAUCAAAGAAACAUAACUCAGUUUUCAGUUGGUUUUGUAAAUACGAGAUGGUGAAUACUAUUUUAAUAUCAUCAGUUUUUUAUUUCAGAAAAAGAAUGGCAAAAUGUAGGAUGGAUUGAUCUACACUUUUUAAAUUUUAUAUAUAAAUUAAGCUAUUGAUGUACAGUUCGAAAUACAAAUUGAUAUAGAUGCCAGGUUAACUCAAGUUGGUAUUUGCUAAUUUAUUGUUAAGAUAGAAUAAGAUAUACAACGAUGUAGUUACAUUAUUUAGUAGGAAGGCUGAUCAUGGCCUAUACGAUGCUUAGUAAACGUGUAUCUACCAUGAAAGAA